AUGGCGAAGCUGUACGUGUUACUGGCGCUUCUCUGUGCGAUCACUUCAUCGUUGGCCGUAACAGACAGGGAGAUUGAAGAGUUUUUGGAUGUCUGCAUCGACUCGAAGCACCAUAAAGAGAAACCAGGGCCUGAAGCUGAUGUGUUUAAUCAGACUUUCCACUGCACGCCGUGGAAGAACCACGCGUGCUGCACAGCGAACACGACGUUUAAUAUCAAAAAAGACGGCGUGUUCUCUCUGUACCGCAUGCAUUGGGAUCAGUGUAACACAACCAUGUCACCGAAGUGCCGCCGAUUCUUCGAAGUGGAUACAUGCAUGUAUGAAUGCUCUCCAUACAUGAACCCCUGGAUUGCGCGUGACACUGUGUCGAAGGUAACGCGAAAGGAACGCUUUCAAAAUGUUCCUAUGUGCAGCGAAGAUUGUGAUGCGUGGUUCGAAGCUUGCAAAGAUGACUCCACCUGCUCGGAUAACUGGGGGGAUCAGAAAACUUGGAACUGGACGAAGCAAGGAAACAUGUGUAAGAAGCCAUGCAAGACCUUCAAAGAAUACUAUGGUGAUGCGAAAACGUUCUGCAAUAGGCUGUUUAACUACUCGUGGAAAUACACCGAAGGCGUCAAAGGUGAAGAUUGCAUGACUCUGUGGCCAAAUGGUACAACAAACAUCAACAGAAAGGUUGCUGAGAAAAGAGCUAGAGAGAUAAUUUUGACAAGGUCUUCAGCAUCCAAGCUAGCCUCAGGCUUCAGCGCAUUAAUUUUACUGAUAGCUGCUACAGUGUACUUGAUUUAA
This is a messenger RNA of Porites evermanni, 786 nucleotides long. The record is from the annotation of a GenBank genome assembly. Lineage: Eukaryota; Metazoa; Cnidaria; Anthozoa; Scleractinia; Poritidae.